Exophiala oligosperma is the source of this 2571-nucleotide messenger RNA. RefSeq lists its product as uncharacterized. Gene Ontology annotation, biological process: peptidyl-serine dephosphorylation. Gene Ontology annotation, cellular component: protein phosphatase type 2A complex; cytosol. The transcript has 4 exons. NCBI's taxonomy places the organism in Eukaryota, Fungi, Ascomycota, Eurotiomycetes, Chaetothyriales, Herpotrichiellaceae. The coding region runs from base 408 to 1832 and encodes 474 amino acids. Gene Ontology annotation, molecular function: protein binding; protein phosphatase regulator activity. The record is from RefSeq and is a predicted model, not a curated record.
CUUGUUGUCCGUUCUUCACAACCACCACCACUUCAUCCCUCCCUUGCUGACAUCCCAUUAUUCUUCAUCGCUUCCGCAUCCUUGGCCCGUUCGACACGGCCUUCUGCUGCCUUUUUUUAAUUUUCCCACAUCUCUCUCCCCGUCACAGCUUUGUUGCCUGAACGCAACCGCUGACAAAGCCGCGACGAACAUCCCAAUUCACCUCCCUCACCACUUUCGUCACCACACAUCUCUUCCCCGUGUGUACUUUCCCAGCCCCCCACCCACCGGUCUUUCACCACAUCAGGCGCCGCAAGCAGCCGCUUCAUGCCAUCGUCACGGUAAACAGAACAAAUUUCGAAUUCAGAGAUCUGGGCUGCUUGUGACAAAAACGCAGGCACAUUGCCGUGCGACAAGACUGAUGAAAGAUGGUGGAAAUUGAACACGGAACUCCCACGUGGAAGUUCACGCAAUGUUUUGGCGACAAGGGGGAUGUCGAAGAUAUCACAGAGGCCGACAUCAUUUCCACGGUCGAGUUUGACCACACAGGAAACUAUCUGGCGACUGGUGACAAGGGUGGUCGCGUUGUGUUGUUUGAACGAAAUGAGACGAAAAAGACUUGCGAGUACAAAUUCCACACCGAGUUCCAGUCACACGAACCCGAGUUUGACUAUCUCAAGUCCCUGGAGAUAGAGGAGAAAAUCAACAAGAUCAAAUGGUGCAAGCGUCAAAAUGCCUCCCACUACCUUCUGUCCACCAACGACAAAACCAUCAAACUCUGGAAGGUGUUUGAAAAAUCCCUGAAAGUGGUGGCAGAGAACAACCUCUCGACGGACUUGACCCCUGGUGGAGUGGGAGGUGGUGGUGCCCCUCGCCCAACCCACACUCACUUCAAGGACGCUUCGCAGUUGAAGCUCCCUAGGUUGACUCAUCAUGAUACCGUCGUAGCGGCUGUGCCUCGACGAACUUAUGCCAACGCCCAUGCAUAUCACAUCAAUAGCAUCUCCGUCAACAGCGAUGGGGAGACCUUCAUUAGCAGUGACGACCUGCGCAUCAACUUAUGGAACCUCAACAUCCAAGACCAAAGCUUUAAUAUCGUCGACAUUAAACCUGCUAACAUGGAGGAGCUCACAGAAGUCAUCACUGCCGCAGAGUUCCAUCCGAUAAGCUGCAACUGGUUCAUGUAUGCCAGCUCCAAAGGCACAAUUAAACUCGCCGACAUGCGCGAGAGCGCACUUUGUGAUCAACACGCAAAGCAAUUCGAGCAAGAAGAAGACCCUUCAUCACGAUCCUUCUUUUCCGAGAUCAUCUCCUCAAUCUCCGAUGUCCGCUUCUCACAUGAUGGCAGAUAUAUUCUUUCAAGAGACUAUUUGACUGUCAAGAUCUGGGAUGUGAAUAUGGAAAGACAACCUGUGAAGACGAUACCGAUCCACGAACAUCUGAGACCCCGCCUGUGUGAUACCUACGAAAAUGACAGCAUUUUUGACAAAUUCGAAGUGGUCUUCAGCGGCGAUGGCAGCAACGUAAUGACUGGAAGUUACAACAACAAUUUCAUGAUCUAUCCAUCUGAUCCCGAGCAAGAGACGGAGGUUGUAUUGCAGGCCGAUAAGUCAGCUUUCAAGGCAAAGAAGGUGGGGGUGCCAACGCCCAUCAAUUCGUCGGCGAAUGGGAACAAGAAAGGAUCGUCCAGAGCUGGCAGCCCAGCAGCUGGAACAGGCAGCAGAAUGCGCAAGGAAACGGACGCGGAUCAGAUCGACUUUAACAAGAAGAUCCUCCAUAUGAGCUGGCAUCCAUUUGAGGAUAGCAUCGCCAUUGCUGCCACAAACAAUUUGUUUGUCUUCUCGGCCCUGUAGUCCAGGUGAAGAACCCGCGAAAGAUCUGUGUUGCAGGGUCCUCCAACUCUUGCCCCGGAGGACUCCUGCAUUCUCGAGGGCGCACUAGAGGCAUUUUUGUUCAGCUUUACUUACAUAGGUGCAAGGCUGUCCCAGCUCUGCCACUACCAGCACGAUGCAGUGUGUAGUCAGACUAAUGGAUUCGUCGAACACAACGACGACGAUGCAAGCUUUUAGAGUGUCGAUACUUUCUUGGUGGUGAAGGUGUCGUUCACAUUUGUUUACUGCAAGAUAAUUGGUGACGAAAUGAUCAGGGAAGGAGUCCCAAGUCCGAUUGCUUGUGAGCAAGCAAACAGUCGACUGGCAAACGCAGGCCAGUCCUUCUUGGAUUCUUUCGAUCGACUUUGUUCGACAGCAUUGCUUGUAAUCAGCUUAGACGACACGGACGGUUAGCUGGGAACGAAGCUUGUCAAAAUGCUCUCAUGGUCCGACACUCUGGAUGGAUGGGACCAAAUGCAUGUGUCAAAUCUUGGGGAGGGCUUUCCUGCUACGAACUCAAGCUUGGAGCGGCUGUGGCUAGGACAGUGGCUAAAUCGACACACUCCGGAAUGAAACGCUCGCAGCAGUCCCAGCCAUAGAACAGCUGGACUGAGGAAGUGGUUUUAGCUAAGAAUUAAAAAAAGCAGAUCGAAAAAGGGGUUGACAGAUUAUUGGGCUGAGAAGUAGAAACACAAAUGUGAAAUGCUGUGAAAAACUUGUA